AACAACACAACAUAUAGAUAUUAAAAUAAAUACAAAUAAUUACAUAGUUUAUGUAUUUACUUGGAAAACAUGUCUACAAUUGAACGUCUUACGAUUCAGGGUAUUAGAAGUUUUGGCGGAAAUGCUGGUGAUAGUCAGAUGAUAAGUUUUACCUCACCGGUAACCUUGAUAUUGGGUGAAAAUGGAUGUGGCAAAACAACUGUCAUUGAAUGUCUAAAGUACGCCUUGACCGGAGAAUGUCCACCGGGCAGUGAUCGUGGCAAGUACUUUGUUCACGACCCCAAAAUAUUUGGUCUAACCGAUGUCUUGGGACAAAUCAAGCUGGAGGUUCGUAAUGUUAAGGGUGCUCGUCUCUCAAUAUGCCGCUCCAUGAAAUUGGGUAUACGUCGCGGCAAAAUAUCUUUUGAAACCCUGGAUGCUACGCUGAAUUAUUUAAACGAUGAUGAUGGAAAAAAGACAAAUGAAUCGAUAUCGAAACGUUGUGCCGAUGUUGAUUUGGUUGUAUCACAAUUUAUGGGUGUCUCUAAGGCAAUCAUCAAUAAUGUCCUGUUGUGCCAUCAAGAAGAUUCCAGUUGGCCAUUGGAUGAACCGAAAAAGUUGAAGGAGAAAUUCGAUGCGAUUUUUGGCAUAUCCGAAUACAACAAAGCGCUGGAUCGUAUUAUUAAAAUGCGUAAAGAGGAAUUGGAUAUAUUAAAAGUUAAAGAGGCCGAUUUACGUUUGGAAGAACAUCUAAAAGUCGAAAUGGAGGAGAAAACAUUGAGUUUACAAAAAUGUCAAGAGAAAGCUAAAACAAUCGAAGAACAAUGCAAACAGUGUGAAGAAGAAAUGGUUCCCAUUGAAGAACGUUUGCAACAGAUUCACAAAAUUGAAGCCGAAAUGAGUAAAUUACAGGCACAAAAAAUUGAACUACAAACUAAACAAAAAAAUUGUCAGGAUCAAAUGAACAAUUUAAAGAAGAAAAUUAAAACUAUGUUCGAAGGAACCUUAGAAGAGUUAGAUUCUGAAAUCGGUAACUUUGGACAACGUAUGUCGGAAAAACGUUUGGAAAGACGUGAAGUGGAGGGCAAACUCAAUUCUAUAAAGAAAGAGGAAAAAAGCUUACAAAAUCGCCACAAUGACGUCGACAAGAAACGUGUUGUUGCCAUACAACAAAAACAAAAGGAAAGUGAUUGCAAGGAGAAGCGUGCCGAUAAAAUAAAAGCACUAGCUCAACAAAUGAACCUAACCUUACCCGAAGUGUUGGGCGACUCUGAAGAGGAAAUUUCCAAAAUUCUAGAAGAUAUCCAGGGUGUACUCAGCACGGAACAAACUAAAAUUAAUGAAACCAUUAGCCAACACGAUGUCGAAGAUCAGGAAAGGCAAACAAAAAUUGAUCAAUUGCGAGUUGAAGUUACCAAGUUACAGGAAUCUGUGGUCACAUUGAACAAACAAAAGAAGGCCUACGAAAAAGAGACGGAACAAAAUGAAAAGAAGAUAUUGGAAAUUGAAAAAUCCACUCAACAACUGAAAGUGGUUACGGCCAAAUUGAAGGAAACCGAAGAUUGUUAUGAAGAGACAUCGGCCAAGUUCAAUCAAAAUGAGCUACGCGAACAAAUCCAAAGUGAAAAGGAUGCCAUAAAGGAUCUGGAAACUCGCUUCCGCAAAACCGAUGAACGUUUGACAUUUUUGAAUUCAAUUUCCAAACUUGUAGCUGAGCUGAAUUUGAAAGAACAAGAACUCGAUAAUCGUGAAAAGGAAGUUCAACGCGUUAAAAGUAAGCACAGUGGAAAUUUCCGUAAAAUCUUCGAAGAGGGUAAAGUAGUGGAGGCAAAUUAUCAACGCCACGUGAAGGUUACUUAUGAGAAAUCGCGUCGUCAAAUCAAGGAAUAUAAUAAUAAAAUAAACGCCCUUAAACUAAAAGAACAACGUAUUGAAAUCAAACGCAAAUCCCUAAAGGAAGAGCUGCAAAAAGCCGAAAAAGAAUUGGAAGAUUGCAAAGAAACGAUAUUUGAAAAAUGUCGUAAUACCCCAUACGAAGAAUUGAUAACCAAAUCGAAAACAUUGUUAAAUAAAUAUCAAUUGGAAUUGGGUGCACAAAAAUCAGCGGAACUUUUCUAUAAGCAAUAUUUGCAGAAGAUUGAAGAUGAGCCGUAUUGUCCGUUGUGCCAGAAAGAUAUGACAACUACGGAGGCUUCUGGUCUAACAUCUGAAUUGAAUGAUAAAAUUGUCGAUUUACCACAAAAUAUUGAGAGGAUCGAAAAACAAUUGAAAGAAGAACAAAAGAAAUACGAAUCUUUGCUGCAAAUGAAGCCAACCAUAGAUCGUGUGGAAAAACUGCAAGAAGAGAUUCCCAAAAAGAAAGAGGAUUUACAAAAACUACAAGAUGAAUUGGCGGAAUGUAGCAAAGAAACGGAAACCAUACAGGGUCUGCUCGCUGAACCUACCGCCAAUAUGGAUUUGGCCAAUUCCAUGAUGGGUGAUAUGUCUCUACUGGAUGAAGCCAUUAAACAGGUGGCACGGGCAAAAGAUGAUAUUGUUAAGAUAAAAAAUAAGUUUCCCAAGGAUAACGCCGAUGAGAACGAAACCACCUCCAUUGAUGCGGUGCAAGCUGAAAAAAACGCCAUAUCCACAGAAUUGGAAGAGAAACGUAAACAAUUGGAACAAAAUCAACAAUACUAUGAGAAGAAUAUGGAUGCAUUGAAUAAAUUACGGGAUUUAAAGAACACUUUGAAAGAUCAACAAAUAAAAUUACAGGAGGGCAUACAAAGUUUACCCCAGCUUCAAGAGCGCCAAACGGAAUUACAAAAUCUUUUGGUAACAAUUGCUGUAGAGGCACAAGAAAAUCAAGCCAAGGUGGGACCGUUGAAAACUCAAUUGAAUACCGCCAUCAAAGAGAAAAGUCAAAACAAGGAAUCAAAUCGAGUUAAAGUCAAUCAAAUGCUUAUGAAAUUGGAUACAUUAAAGCGUAUGGAUCAAGAUAUACAAAGAUUACAUACGGAAGUUUUGGAUUAUGGUAAACUAGAUUUGGACCAUAAAUUGAAAACCUUUGAGGAGUCACUAAAAGGCAGCAAAGAGGAAUUACAAAAAUUGGCUGAAACCAUUGCCGAAAUGCAAACAAAACUGGAAGGUAUUAAACAAGAAUUAGCCAAUCAAGAAACAGCCGAUCGUGAUCUUAAAGAUAAUCGUGAUUUAAAAAUAUUACAACAAAAAUCGGAAGAAUUAAAUGCCACCUACAAUUCACUGGCCGAAGAAUUCAGUAAACUUGAUUUCACUACUGUAUCCAAGGAAAAAAAAGAACUAAAUUCGAAACGUGAAAAAAUCACUGUUCGCAAAGGUGAACUAUUGGGUCAGAGUGGUGAAAUUAAACAACAAAUACGCAAAUUAGAAAAAGAAUUGGCGGCGCCCAAGUAUCGCAAUUCAUUGAUGAAUUACAAACGUAUCUAUUACGAAGUCGAAGUAACACGCAAAGUUGCCAACGAUUUGGGUCAGCAUCGUGUUGCUCUCGAAUGGGCCCUCAUGCAAUUCCAUACGGAAAAAAUGAAAGAAAUUAAUCGCUUGAUUCGUGAAUAUUGGCGUUUAAUAUAUCGUGGCAACGACAUCGAUUACAUUCAAAUCCAAACGGAAGAGGGCAAGGACGCGUCGUCGUUGGAUAAACGUCGUAACUACAAUUACCGUGUCAUACAAUCGAAAAAUAAUUCCGAAAUUGAGAUGCGUGGCCGUUGCAGUGCUGGUCAACGGGUGCUGGCUUCACUCAUUAUACGCAUGGCCUUGGCCGAGACAUUCAGCAGCAAUUGUGGUGUUUUGGCCUUGGACGAGCCCACCACCAAUCUGGAUCGCAACAACAUUCUAUCACUGUGUGAUGCGCUCAAUCGAAUUGUCGAAGAACGACAGACACAAUCGAACUUUAUGUUGAUCAUAAUUACACACGAUGAAGCCUUCAUAUCGACACUGGGCAAAAUUAAUAAAUAUAAUCGUGUAUUCCGCAACGAUGAAUGUAAAUCGGUAAUACGUCAGGUGAGAGUGGCUUAA
This is a messenger RNA of Musca vetustissima, 4008 nucleotides long. RefSeq names its product DNA repair protein RAD50 (gene rad50). Gene Ontology annotation, molecular function: G-quadruplex DNA binding; ATP hydrolysis activity; single-stranded telomeric DNA binding. Bases 70 to 4008 code for a protein of 1312 amino acids. Gene Ontology annotation, cellular component: Mre11 complex; nucleus; condensed nuclear chromosome. Gene Ontology annotation, biological process: telomere maintenance via telomerase; chromosome organization involved in meiotic cell cycle; double-strand break repair. The transcript has 8 exons. The record is from RefSeq and is a predicted model, not a curated record. NCBI's taxonomy places the organism in Eukaryota, Metazoa, Arthropoda, Insecta, Diptera, Muscidae.